AUGUCCGAACUGGAUUCAAAUGUAAUCACAACAUCCAAACAAACAGACACAAUAGAUAGGGAUGUAGAAGAAAGUGACAAUAAUAAUAUACUUGACAAUGAUGAUGAAUUCAUUGAUUUUAUUCCUUCUCCUUAUGUGGAUAAAAAUGAAGUUCAAGAUAUUGAUUCAUUAUCGAAAUGUUUUGAACAACGUCACAAUAAUUAUCUUAUGUUUUUCAUGGUCUCUCUUAAAGAUGCAUGUCAAGCAGCUUUCGGUCCAAUUGUACUUCAAGAACGUCGUCCAGUACCUGUUGACAAACAUCAUAACAACAAUCAAUUUAGGGAAAAAUUUUAUGAGCCAUGUUUUAUUCAAGUACGAUUAUCGAUUAUUUAA
This is a messenger RNA of Rotaria sordida, 372 nucleotides long. The record is from the annotation of a GenBank genome assembly. NCBI's taxonomy places the organism in Eukaryota, Metazoa, Rotifera, Eurotatoria, Philodinida, Philodinidae.